This is a messenger RNA of Brenthis ino (lesser marbled fritillary), 1740 nucleotides long. Lineage: Eukaryota; Metazoa; Arthropoda; Insecta; Lepidoptera; Nymphalidae. The record is from the annotation of a GenBank genome assembly.
AUGCCUGCAAUUGAAAAAAAUACAUCUGAAGAAGAUGAAAAUUAUAUUAUAUCGAGAGCAAAGGAAGCUCAAAAACAAAACAUUUAUUCGGCGAAAGCUUGGAUGUUAACUGCUAAAACUUUGUUUCCUACUAAUUUUAAAAUUCAAUUUGAAGCUUAUUUAAUGGAAAAGCAAUCUGGAAACGUACAAGAAGCUGCGGAAUGUUUUAGCUCAUUAAUGUUAGUGCCUCAAAAUUUAAACAAUUUGCUACCCGAAAUAUCUGCUAUAGCAAACGCUCUUAAAUCCAAUGAACCAAGUUUUUUAAGUCAAAUGUUUGAUCACAUAUGCCCUGAUAUUCAAUUAACAAUACUUAAGACAAGUGUUGAAAAUAGUGAUGACACUAUGGAACAUUGUCGAUUAUUAGUAUUAUUAUUAAAGAAAUUUCCUCAACUUGGUGUAGAUAGCCUUGUCAAAACAUUGAUAAAUGCUGAAAAAUUCUUCUAUGAUAACCGAUAUGCUCGAUUACUUGUUGUUGAAACUUUACCAUUACUUAACUCACUGGAAUCCCCAAGAUUACUUCAGCGUUUAGUGGUCAAAGCAAUAGACUUUUACAAUUCUUAUAUUUAUGAUGAAACAGAACAUGACAUCACUGAUCCUUGGCAAAGGCUAUAUGGGGUUUUGGAAUUGUUGGGAAGACAAUUAGGAUGGGAUUCUUAUCUUGUAAACUAUAGUAAUAGCCUCAAUAAAGAAUCUUACUAUCAGAAAUUGUUAAGUCUCAGGAGUUUUGAUGAUUGUAGGCAACUUUUGUACUGUGGAGUGGUAUUUUUCUUAAGAUCCUUACAUGAACAUAAAUCUUUAAAAGGUAAUCAUAUUUUAGUUGAAGCUUUGUCCGAUCCUGAUUUACCACCCUCAAAACGACGCAAAGGAGAUAUUGAAGUAACAGGAAUAUCUGCUCAUCAGUUCCAAGCAGCUGCAAAUUGUUGGGAGCUAUUACAUCGCAAUGAAGUUAUAUCAAGGGAAUUUCUGAAAUUAACAUCUCAAUUACAAGUGAAACCUUGGCUGGAUGGGUUUUCUGAAGAAUUAGCUUUAUACAGAGGCAGGUAUGAUGAAGCAAUUUCAACAUCUGCAUCAAAUAAUAUAACAACUAUUAUAACCAAAGUAUCCUUAAGCUUUUGUCAGCAAAAUUAUACAGCUUGUAUUGAAAAUAUUAUAUCAGCUUUACCUUUAUUACCUCCAGUAGAAGGGGUGUUAGAAUCGGACCUCAUAGUUGGUGGUAAACAUAGACAUCUUCACUUUUUACCUUUGACUAAAGUUGCAAUCAUGCAUUAUUUUUGUACUUUACUAAUUAGAAUUCUAUUGAAAACUGGUAAUAAUACUGAUUUAACUUAUGGACAUAUAUUAGUAUUGAUGCAACUGGGAUGGCCACAAGAGGAAUCUGUAUUUAUACAUAUAAUGGACACUAUUAGAAAAAGAGGUGUUUUCCAUUACCAUCUUUUUCCAACAUAUAUUAUCCACAUUGAUUUAUUAGAAGAAUUGAGUUUCAUAUGGAAUGAGCAGGGGAAAAAUAUAGCUUUGGAUAUUCUACCCAAUUCACAACAACACUUAGGACAACGUCGCAUUGGCACUCGUGGAGCAGAUAAAGGUGUUAAAGAAGAUUUCAAACAAGCAAUGAAAGCACAAGUUGCUCGGAGCAAUGAAUCUAUGCUUAAUUUAAUAAUUCAAUUUAUUACAGCUGAGAGAUCUUAUUUUCUACAAUCAUUG